Molecule: messenger RNA, 646 nt
Organism: Notechis scutatus (mainland tiger snake)
Lineage: Eukaryota; Metazoa; Chordata; Lepidosauria; Squamata; Elapidae
Source: RefSeq, a predicted model, not a curated record
CAGCGGGCCUGAACAGGGCUAUGGCGCCGGCGCCUGGGCCACGGAGGAAGGGGGCGGCGGGGACAGGCUACCCCGUCCUGGUCCGGGCCCUGCGCCGGGCCUGGCAGGAGAAGCACCUGGUGCUCUUCGAGCCUCGCUUCACCCCGCUGGUGGCCGCCUGCCUCUGCUUGGCCGAAGUGGGGGUCAACCUCUGGGUCAUCCAGAGGGUGGCAUAUACCGAGAUCGACUGGAAAGCCUACAUGGAUGAAGUGGAGGGGGUUGUGAAUGGGACACUGGAUUACACCCAACUAAAAGGGGACACGGGACCCCUCGUGUACCCUGCUGGCUUUGUUUACAUCUUCAUGGGCCUGUAUUAUGCCACCGACCGAGGCACCAACAUCCGCCUGGCACAGUACUUCUUUGCCACCCUUUACCUGGCCACCCUGCUGCUGGUUUUCCGCAUCUACAGCCGUACCAAUAAGGUCCCUCCCUACGUGUUCUUCUUCAUGUGCUGUGCCUCCUACCGCAUCCACUCCAUUUUCGUCUUGCGCCUCUUCAAUGACCCGGUGGCCAUGGCUAUCCUUUUCCUGGCUGUCAAUCUCUUCCUGGAGGAACGCUGGUCCUGGGGCUGCUUCUGCUUCAGGUGAGCUCUCCUUUUGUGGAUUGA